AUGGGGAGUAAAAAUCACACGAGUAUUUCUACCCAGAAGGUUGAAAGGCACCUGCAAAAAGAAAAUAUUCGUCGCUUAACCACGCUUGGCCACUUCGGUUUUGAGUGUCUGCCCUACCAGCUGGUGAACAAAUCUAUGCGGCAAGGGUUCUCUUUCAAUAUUCUCUGCGUCGGGGAAACUGGAAUCGGAAAAUCAACACUGAUUAACACAUUGUUUAAUACGAAUCUGAAAGACAGCAGAUCCUCACAUUUUUAUCCAAAUGUCGGACUUAGAAUUCAGACAUACGACCUUCAGGAAAGCAAUGUUCAGUUGAAACUGACCGUAGUGAAGACAGUGGGAUAUGGUGACCAGAUAAACAAAGAAGGCAGCUACCAACCAAUAAUUGACUACAUAGAUGCCCAGUUUGAGGCCUACCUUCAAGAAGAACUGAAAAUUAAACGUUCCUUCACGUACCAUGACUCCCGCAUCCACGUGUGCCUCUACUUCAUUUCGCCUACAGGACAUUCUCUGAAGUCCCUCGACCUGUUGACAAUGAAAGGCAUCGACAGCAAGGUGAACAUUAUACCAUUGAUUGCCAAGGCAGAUACAGUUUCUAAAAAUGACUUACAGAAGUUCAAGAGUAAGAUAAUGAGUGAAUUGAUCAGCAACGGCAUCCAGAUAUAUCAGUUCCCAACAGAUGAUGAAAGUAUCGCUCAGACGAACUCCUCAAUGAAUGGCAUGUUGCCUUUUGCUGUGGUGGGGAGUACCGAUGAGGUGAAGGUUGGAAAAAGGAUGGUCAGAGGCCGCCACUACCCUUGGGGAGUUCUGCAAGUGGAAAAUGAAAACCACUGUGACUUUGUUAAGCUCCGGGACAUGCUUCUUUGUACCAACAUGGAAGACCUGAAGGAACAGACCCACAUCCAUCACUACGAAUGCUACAGGUACAGGACACUGCAGAAAAUGGGAUUCACUGAUGUGGGCCCAGACAACCAGCCUGUGAGUUUUCAAGAGAUAUAUGAAGCCAAAAGAAUACAGUUCUAUGAUCAAUGUCAGAGGGAGGAAGAAGAGUUGAAGAAAAGGUUUAUGCAACAAGUGAAGGACAGAGAAACAGCAUUUAAAGAUGCUGAGAAAGAGCUACAGGACAAGUUUGAGCAUCUUAAAAGGAUUCAGCAAGAGGAGAUAAUGAAGCUUGAAGAAGAGAGGAGACAACUGGAAGAAGAAAUAAUAGAUUUUUGUAAAACAAAGGCCACCUGUGAAACAUUGCAGACUCAGCCAUGCACCAGUAUAAAGAAGGACAAAGAUCGCAAGAAAUAGUCUCUUCUUAUGUGUCUAUCUCUGUAGAGCCGCGCCAUUCUAUAACCCACAUACCUAUGAGAUUGUCUUCAUAGCAUUUAACUGUAAUUGGAGCUCUGAUUUUUAAAAUUUUACUGAUUGUAUAUUUUCCUUAACUAGG
Molecule: messenger RNA, 1432 nt
Organism: Octodon degus (degu)
Lineage: Eukaryota; Metazoa; Chordata; Mammalia; Rodentia; Octodontidae
Gene: Septin14
Product: septin 14
Exons: 9
Coding region: 1-1293 (430 amino acids)
Biological process (GO): cytoskeleton-dependent cytokinesis
Cellular component (GO): septin ring; microtubule cytoskeleton; septin complex
Molecular function (GO): molecular adaptor activity; GTPase activity; GTP binding
Source: RefSeq, a predicted model, not a curated record